UAGAAAUUACAGAAGGUCAGCUCCGACCCGGACGAGAUUUAUCCUGAAUCCAGACAUCCCAGUGUUAGUCCAAUCCAAAUAACAGAAGAGAGGGUUUCGGGCCUCUUCAUUUUGUCUCACUUUUGAUUGAAAAGAGGACUUGCAGAGGACUAACAGAGACUUCGAGGAACCAACACCAACGAAUAGCUGAAAAGAUCAGGACAGAAGAAGAAGAAGAUGGCAGAGGAAGGAGAAAGCGUCAAAGCGGGAGUUGGGGCGAAAGCAACAGAGGAGGACAUUGAUGGGGUCAUUGGUGGUGGCAGUGGUGAAGAACCCGAGGAAGGAGAAAUUGUAGGGGACGAUUCAGCUUCUGUGAAGUCGUCGACUACUUCCUUGCAGCAACCUCACCCGUUGGAGUACUCAUGGACUUUCUGGUUUGACAAUCCUUCGUUCAAAUCCAAGCAAGUAACUUGGGGUGCCUCCAUUCGCCCCAUCCACACCUUCACCACUGUCGAGGAGUUCUGGGGUCUAUACAAUAAUAUACUUCAUCCAAGCAAAUUAGUUGUGGGAGCAGACUUCUAUUGUUUCAAGUACAAAAUUGAGCCAAAGUGGGAGGACCCUGUUUGUGCUAAUGGAGGGAAAUGGACCAUAAGCUCUCCUAGAGGAAGGGCUGAUACUUGGUGGUUAUAUACAUUGCUGACAAUGAUUGGAGAACAAUUUGAGCAUGGUGAGGAAAUUUGUGGAGCAGUUAUUAAUGUUCGAGGAAAGCAAGAGAAGAUAUCCCUAUGGACCAAGAAUGCUUCAAAUGAAACCGCUCAGGUGAGCAUUGGGAAGCAGUGGAAGGAAUUUCUUGAUUACAAUGACUCCAUUGGCUUCAUAUUUCAUGAUGAUGCAAAGAAGUUUGACAGACUUGCGAAAAAUCGCUAUUCUGUGUGAAGCUCAAAUCCUCUUACACUGACAAACACCAAAUUGAAACAGAAGGUAUUUCCAUUAUCACAGAUAGAAAAAUGGCAGGCCUUUCAAUUGGACAAUGGUUGCAAGAUAAAUGACCUUGUAUAAUUGUUAGAACUUUGAAGUCAUUUCUUUUGUAGUGAAAAAGAUUAUCAGUAAGCCAUGAGUAUGUUGUAUAAUAUGGGAAUGCAUCUUUGAAGUUUUGCCUUAAAUGAUGAAAGUUUGCUGCAUUUUAUUUAUGCAAAUUACUUGUUA
Nelumbo nucifera (sacred lotus) is the source of this 1185-nucleotide messenger RNA. RefSeq names its product eukaryotic translation initiation factor 4E-2-like. Gene Ontology annotation, molecular function: translation initiation factor activity; RNA 7-methylguanosine cap binding. NCBI's taxonomy places the organism in Eukaryota, Viridiplantae, Streptophyta, Magnoliopsida, Proteales, Nelumbonaceae. The record is from RefSeq and is a predicted model, not a curated record. Gene Ontology annotation, biological process: translational initiation. Gene Ontology annotation, cellular component: eukaryotic translation initiation factor 4F complex; cytoplasm.